Schistocerca cancellata (South American locust) is the source of this 2820-nucleotide messenger RNA. RefSeq names its product neurofilament heavy polypeptide-like. The record is from RefSeq and is a predicted model, not a curated record. The transcript is spliced from 6 exons. NCBI's taxonomy places the organism in Eukaryota, Metazoa, Arthropoda, Insecta, Orthoptera, Acrididae. Bases 1 to 2820 code for a protein of 939 amino acids.
AUGGAGAGAGUGGUGGGAGGAGACAGACAGAGUGAAGGGCACGAGGAGAUGGACAGAGUUUUUAUGGAGUACGGACGCUUCAGAGAGAGAAGGGAGCCAGAAUAUCCGUCCAUCUUCGAGAUCUUUCCCUGUCAACCGACUCCAGGACCUGCCCCUCGCAUGAAGAAAGAAGAGAAUAGUAAGGACGAUACUCGGAAGGACGGCCGUGCAGAGGGCCAUGCUGUUAGGCGCGUCAAGAAGAGGAAGGCAGCCCAAGAAAUACCGCCGUCUGAUGACCGCGAGCGCAAACACACCGAGCAGCGUCGCCGUCGCCGCAAGAGACGUGAGAAUAAAUUGGUCGCCGCGCCGCAGGAGGGCCCUGCUGGGGUCCACGUUAUUGGGCGCUUCAAAGUAAAUAAGGUCGAAGAAGAUAAUCCACAGUUUAAGGAUCAAGACAUCGACCAGACUACACAGAGAGAGAUUUUCCUCAAGGAACGAGAUAUAAUACUGGUCGAUGCGCCGCAGGAGGGCCCCAGUGAGGUGGAUGUUCUCAAGAUGGAUCAAGAGGAGGAGAGAGUAGCUGAUUGUCUCGUGGAGGCUGUCAAGAUCGACCAAGCCUGUCAACUUUUAGAGGAGGAGUCAGCUGAGAGUCUCACGGGUGCUGCCAAGAUGGGCGAAGCAUGUGGAGAGAUUAAGGAAGGGGCAGAUCAUGGUCUCAUGGAUGUUGCUGAGACUGACCCAGUAUGUGGAGAUGAGGUGGAAGGGGCAGCUGAGGGUCUAAUGUGUCUUACCAGGAUGGAACAAGCCCAUCAAUAUUUAGAGAAGGAGGUAGCUGAGAGUCUCACGGGUGCUGCCAAGAUGGGCGAAGCAUGUGGAGAGGUUAAGGAAGGGGCAGAUCAUGGUCUCAUGGAUGUUGCUGAGACUGACCAAGUAUGUGGAGAUGAGGUGGAAGGGGCAGCUGAGAGUCUAGUGAGUGCUGCCAAGGUGGAACAAGCCCAUCAAGAUAUAGAGGAGGAGGCAGCUGAGAGUGUCAUGGGUGCUGCCAAGAUGGGCGAAGCACGUGAAGAGAUUAAGGAAGGGGCAGAUCAUGUUCUCAUGGAUGUUGCUGAGAGUGACCAAGUAUGUGGAGAUGAGGUGGAAGGGGCAGCUGAGAGUCUAGUGAGUGCUGCAAAGAUGGAACAAGGCCAUCAAGAUAUAGAGGAGGAGGCAGCUGAGAGUGUCAUGGGUGCUGCCAAGAUGGGCGAAGCAUGUGGAGAGUUUAAGGAAGGGGCAGAUCAUGGUCUCAUGGAUGUUGCUGAGACUGACCAAAUGGGCGAAGCAUGUGGAGAAAUUAAGGAAGGGGCAGAUCAUGGUCUCAUGGAUGUUGCUGAGACUGACCAAGUAUGUGGAGAUGAGUUGGAAGGGGCAGCUGAGAGUCUAGUGAGUGCUGCCAAGGUGGAACAAGCCCAUCAAGAUAUAGAGGAGGAGGCAGCUGAGAGCGUCAUGGGUGCUGCCAAGAUGGGCGAAGCACGUGAAGAGAUUAAGGAAGGGGCAGAUCAUGGUCUCAUGGAUGUUGCUGAGACUGACCAAGUAUGUGGAGAUGAGGUGAAAGGGGCAGCUGAGAGUCUAGUGAGUGCUGCCAAGGUGGAACAAGCCCAUCAAGAUACAGAGGAGGAGGCAGCUGAGAGUGUCAUGGGUGCUGCCAAGAUGGGUGAAGCACGUGAAGAGAUUAAGGAAAGGGCAGAUCAUGGUCUCAUUGAUGUUGCUGAGAGUGACCAAGUAUGUGGAGAUGAGGUGGAAGGGGCAGCUGAGAGUCUAGUGAGUGCUGCCAAGGUGGAACAAGCCCAUCAAGAUACAGAGGAGGAGGCAGCUGAGAGCGUCAUGGGUGCUGCCAAGAUGGGCGAAGCAUGUGAAGAGAUUAAGGAAGGGGCAGAUCAUGGUCUCAUGGAUGUUGCUGAGACUGACCAAGUAUGUGGAGAUGAGGUGAAAGGGGCAGCUGAGAGUCUAGUGAGUGCUGCCAAGGUGGAACAAGGCCAUCAAGAUAUAGAGGAGGAGACAGCUGAGAGCGUCAUGGGUGCUGCCAAGAUGGGCGAAGCACGUGAAGAGAUUAAGGAAGGGGCAGAUCAUGGUCUCAUGGAUGUUGCUGAGACUGACCAAGUAUGUGGAAAUGAGGUGGAAGGGGCAGCUGAGAGUCUAGUGAGUGCUGCCAAGGUGGAACAAGCCCAUCAAGAUACAGAGGAGGAGGCAGCUGAGAGUGUCAUGGGUGCUGCCAAGAUGGGCGAAGCACGUGAAGAGAUUAAGGAAGGGGCAGAUCAUGGUCUCAUUGAUGUUGCAGAGACUGACCCAGUAUGUGGAGAUGAGUUGGAAGGGGCAGCUGAGAGUCUAGUGGGUGCUGCAAAGAUGGAACAAGGCCAUCAAGAUAUAGAGGAGGAGGCAGCUGAGAGUGUCAUGGGUGCUGCCAAAAUGGGCAAAGCACGUGGAGAGAUUAAGGAAGGCGCAGAUGAGAGUCUUGUGGAUGCUUCUGAGAUUGACAAAGCAGGUGUUGAUGAGGAGGAAGGGACAGCUGAGAUUCUAGUGAAUCCUGCGAAGAUGGAAAAAGCUCUCCAAGACUUAGAGGAGGAGGCAGCUGAGAGUCUCAUGGGUGCUGCUGAGAUUGAUGAAGACUGUGCAGAUGAGGAGGAGGGGUCAGCCGAGACUCUCGUGAAUGUUGCAAAGACGGAACAAGCCCCUAGAGAUCUAGAGGAGGGCGCAGCCGAGAGUGUCAGUGGUGAUGCCAAGAUGAAGGAAGUCAGUGUAGAGGUGGUGGAGGGGGUUGCUGUGACUCCCUGUAACCAACCCUCGGGUGCCGCUUGCACCCACUGA